Molecule: messenger RNA, 1622 nt
Organism: Thermothelomyces thermophilus ATCC 42464
Lineage: Eukaryota; Fungi; Ascomycota; Sordariomycetes; Sordariales; Chaetomiaceae
Exons: 2
Coding region: 39-1235 (398 amino acids)
Source: RefSeq, a predicted model, not a curated record
UGAGCGAUGUAUUCGCCCACGGAACGCCCGACUCGACCAUGUGGGAGUUCAAGCAUGGCAACGGGAACUUCAAACGAGGUGACAUGAUGGGGCUGCGCGAGAUCAGGCGGCGAGCUUCUCGCCAUGCGCUCGUGCAUAGGGAGUACAACAACCAGAGACCGCAGGCAUCGCAGCCGGGGACCCCCUCGGAGCCCGCGGCGUCCUCGCAUGACGCGACCAACCCGAGACUGACCAACAUCGAGCACACUCUCUAUGACCUGAGCGCUCGGCUGCAGCGCCAUGAGGAGCAUGCACAGCUGAUGCAGGUCAAGCACCAGGCCAUCAUGGACACGGUGGGCCGCCUGCUGCAAUUUAACCAGGAGCUGUCACGCGCCGUUCUGGCCCUCAAUCCCAAUCCCGACAACCCGAUACACCGGGACGUCUCGGCCCUCCAAUCCGAAGUCCAGCGGCACAUGGAGUACUUUCGCUCCCUCGAGGAGCCCCACGAUCAGCUGUUCGCGAGCACCCGCCCCUACUUCUCCAACGUGGAGAACGCCCCCGUCUCCCCGAGGCAAUUACCCCAAGAUGACCCUCGCAGGGCCAAUGUUGCAGCUCCCCAAGCCCGGCAGCCCAAUUACUAUCGCCCGUCGGUACCCUCGAACCUGUCUAUUGGCACCCGCCGUCCAUAUGGGUCAAUAGGCGGGAAUAGCGUCCAAUCCUCGCCGUCGUCCAUCCGCGUCCAGCCCCCGCCGCCACCGCCACCCGGGCCGCAUCCCCUAGCCAACGUCGAGCUCCCGCCUAGCAGUCUCGCCCGGCGACACACCUCGGCCGACAUCCGCGCGCAUGGCUGGCAGCCGAAUCCACCUCCGUUCACGUCAGGAGGCCCUUCCUCCUCUCAGUGGCCGUCCUCCCCGAGCCGCCUAGCGCCCGGUGAUGAUCAGCGCCACCGUGACUCGUUCUCCCACUACUCGCUGCAGCCGCCGUCGCAGCCACACUCGCGCCCCGCGACGCCCCCGCUGCCGCACUUGUCCAACGGCGGGCCGCCCCCGGCGGUGGAUACGUUUGGCAGCUGGUCGUGGAACUCGGCGAACCGAAGUGAUAACCGGAACCUCACGGUCAAGGACCACUCGGCACCGCCGACCAGGAGGGGCAGCAUGGCCCAUAUCCUGAACCCAACCGAUACGGCCGAGCAUCCGGACGAGGACGGGCUGGAUCCGAGGGGGGACGACGACCGAAAACGAAAGAGGCUGCAGUGACCGCCGCCGCCGAUCCCUGAUCCCGCCCCCAUCUGACCGACCUCCGGCUCCGCCUGAACCGCUACACUGCGCAUCCUUACGUUUUAGAAUGUCUUGCUAUCAUUGUAAUCCUAACAGCUUCUGGAAAUCCUUUCGCUUCAUCAUAACUGCUCCGGUCGCAGCCAGUGAAGAUAUCUACAUACUGCCUAAUCAGCCCUCAGCAUCUCGCUACCACCAUGUCUUUCCCAUUCGGACCCCCCUCUUUCGCAUCUGAUUCUUCCUUUAAUUUGAUCGAUCCAGGUUGCCGGUCAGAGCUGGACGUUAUUGCAGUUCUCGUAUGGGUCGCGGUGGUUCUUGAAGGGUCGGCCCCAUCCACGGGUGGUUGGGCGGAGGGAGGGUUUGUUUGGG